AUGAAGAAGCACCGCAUUUUAAAGCGGUUUCGCUUUCGUCGGUACAAACUCGCGGCGGUCGCGAACCUGCCCUUCGCGCGGAUGAUUCGGGUGGGGAUGCUGCCGGAGUUGAAGAGCAGCAAAACGAAAAAGGCGGACAUCGUCGAGACAGGCCUCUCCGACCAUCUCGUGAAAACCGCAAAAACCACCACCGGGGGGAAGGUGAGCGGAAAACGCUCCCGACCGAAGUCGAAGUAUCAGGUUUAG
Phytomonas sp. Hart1 is the source of this 246-nucleotide messenger RNA. Lineage: Eukaryota; Euglenozoa; Kinetoplastea; Trypanosomatida; Trypanosomatidae. The record is from the annotation of a GenBank genome assembly.